This is a messenger RNA of Chironomus riparius, 138 nucleotides long. NCBI's taxonomy places the organism in Eukaryota, Metazoa, Arthropoda, Insecta, Diptera, Chironomidae. The record is from the annotation of a GenBank genome assembly.
AUGCAGUUGAUCCUUUUUCGGCCAGAUCCAAUCAUUUCUUUAAUAAAGUUUACAGCAACCAAUGGUUCCAUGCUGUUUGACUUAUACGAAAUUCAAUUCGUGAUUUUUCAUCUUCUGUGCCUUGCUGCUUACAUUUAA